AUGUUUGCAGCCCGGCCGUGUUCCCGACAAGCGGAGUGCGCUGGCAUUACCAGUUCUUCCUGCGUUCGUACCCAUUACGACUCCGUGACCAGGUGUCUCUGUGGAGACAACUCCCCGCCACUGAAUGGACAGUGUGAGGCUCAGUCCAAAGUCCUCUACCACGUUUGCUCCAACAGCGACGAGUGCAACGACGGACUGAUCUGCGGAUCUCCAAACAUCACGAGCAACGCUCCAUCUCACCUCCGCGUGCUGUCUCCCCAGGAUAAAAUCUGUCUCUGCGACGCUGAGAGUGGAUACAGGGAGCGCGAAUUUACCUGUAGUGAUGCUGACAUUCUCAAAACAUCCAUCGUAGCCAUUGUCAUCGUCACAAGCCUAAGGAAAAUAUUGAUAUACUAA
Messenger RNA from Parnassius apollo (apollo), 396 nucleotides. The record is from the annotation of a GenBank genome assembly. NCBI's taxonomy places the organism in Eukaryota, Metazoa, Arthropoda, Insecta, Lepidoptera, Papilionidae.